UGAAGCACUCUCUAAACAAAAACUUCACUAAAAACACCUCCAUCAUCAGCUCAGUUCCCUCACUUUGAGGUUUGAGUGGAGAGUGGAGACUCCACUACGGUCGAGUACACAUGCAUUAUCUUCUUUUUUUCUUUUGUCACUAUUCAACCAAUAAUAUCAUCUAGACGUGUCCAGUUUAAAGUUUAAACAACAAAAAAAAAAAGAGUUACAAUAAUUCACACUUACGAUGCUUUACAAAUUCAUGGAGAACUUUUCAUCCGCCCUGCUUUAGUUGGUACACCACUAGCAGUAUUAAAAUACGAGAUAUUGUUUAAGUUACUAUAAGACUAGUGAUAGAAAUUAUAUAAUUACCACACUUUGAUUUUCUUAAACCGUUUCAUAUGGUUGGCCACAAAAGUUUUAAUAAUGGCAGACGAAGUGAUCCUUAUGAGUUUCUGGCCGAGCAUGUUCGGAAUGAGGACGAUGAUCGCGUUAGAGGAGAAAGGAGUGAAGUACGAGUAUAGAGAAGAAGAGGAUGCGAUCAGGAACAAGAGUCCCUUGCUUCUAGAGAUGAAUCCGAUUUACAAAAAGAUCCCGGUACUCAUCCACAAUGGUAAACCGGUUUGUGAAUCCAUCAUCCAAAUCCAAUACAUAGACGAAGUCUGGUCCGACAAGAACCCAUUCCUUCCUACUGAUCCUUACCAAAGAUCUCAAGCCUUCUUUUGGGCUGAUUUCAUCGAAAAGAAGUUGUUCCUUUGUGGGAGGAAGACUUGGGCAACGAAAGGUGAGGAGCUAGAAGCAGCGAAGAAGGAGCUUAUUGAAAUACUCAAGACUCUUCAAUCUGAGCUAGGAGAUAAACCUUACUUUGGCGGCGAUACAUUCGGGUUUGUAGACAUUGUGUUGAUUGGGUUCUAUAGUUGGUUUCCAGCAUACCAGAAGUUUGGUAACUUCAGCAUUGAACCAGAGUGUUCGAAACUGAUGACUUGGGGAAAGAGGUGUAUGCAAAGAGACAGUGUGGCUAAGACUUUGCCUGAUUCUGAGAGAGUUUUUGGUUACGUUUUACAUCUUAAGAAGGUAUAUGGGAUCGAGUAAGAGAAGAUCUCUUUGUUUAGCUAUAUAAGUUGUGUUGUGUUUAUCUGGAGGUUUUCAUGUUCCUAAUAAUGACAUUAUGUUGUCAAAUUGAUGCUGGAGAGCACUUAAGAUGCCAUUUGAGCUCUUGAAAUGAUCAUUAGUCGGGUGAAUGCUUUGUUCUUGCUUCUUGUAGCUGGAUACUAAAAUGCGGAAUCAGAUUUUUACAGUUUUGAGUA
Messenger RNA from Camelina sativa (false flax), 1286 nucleotides. RefSeq names its product glutathione S-transferase U21-like. NCBI's taxonomy places the organism in Eukaryota, Viridiplantae, Streptophyta, Magnoliopsida, Brassicales, Brassicaceae. The record is from RefSeq and is a predicted model, not a curated record. Gene Ontology annotation, molecular function: glutathione transferase activity. Gene Ontology annotation, biological process: glutathione metabolic process. Gene Ontology annotation, cellular component: cytoplasm.